AACUAUACCCACAAAAUAGAAGGCAAAAUUUAGGAUGAGAAGACGAGAAAGCCCAGUAGAGAGCAGCCAACGCUCCUGACGGUUAUUUCUACACAUUUGGUUUCUCGUUUCCUCCGCCCCUUUCUUUCCUUUUUAUGUCCAUCAAUUCUACAAUCAUUCAUCUCUUACUCACAUUUCUUGUAAUUCAUCCAUGGCGAUGUCUUUCUCUGCAACAAAAGUUUUGCAACCUUUGCCCCUUAACUCUACUAGAUCUGCUGAAAAGCCCCUUUUGUGUCAAUCUCUAAAGGGUAGCUCCUCCUUUCUUGGAUCAUCUUCUCAUAAGCUUUCCCUCAAGAAGACUUUCUAUCCUCAUCAAUCUCAACGCCGAUCCAAUAAUGCUGUUGUCGCCGUUUCUGAUGUUGUUAAGGAAAAGAAAUCAAAGUCCAAAUCUUCUAGCUCCAAUCUGUUGAUUACUAAGGAGGAAGGAUUGGUACUGUAUGAGGACAUGGUGUUGGGAAGAACUUUUGAGGACAUGUGCGCCCAAAUGUAUUACAGGGGUAAAAUGUUUGGUUUUGUGCAUUUGUACAACGGCCAAGAAGCUGUCUCAACUGGUUUCAUCAAGCUCUUGAAGAAGGAAGACUCUGUAGUUAGUACUUAUCGUGAUCAUGUCCAUGCAUUGAGCAAAGGUGUCCCAGCUCGUCAAGUGAUGAGUGAGCUAUUUGGGAAGACCACGGGCUGUUGUAGAGGCCAGGGUGGAUCUAUGCACAUGUUUUCCAAAGAGCACAACGUUCUUGGUGGUUUUGCCUUUAUUGGUGAGGGAAUCCCAGUGGCUACAGGUGCUGCAUUCACUAGCAAGUACAGAAGGGAGGUCUUGAAGGAGGCUGAUUGUGAUCAUGUCACUCUGGCCUUCUUUGGUGAUGGAACUUGCAACAAUGGACAAUUCUAUGAGUGCUUGAACAUGGCCGCGUUGUGGAAAUUGCCCAUUAUCUUUGUUGUUGAGAACAAUCUGUGGGCAAUUGGGAUGUCCCACUUGAGAUCUACUUCUGAUCCUGAAAUUUGGAAGAAAGGUCCUGCCUUUGGGAUGCCUGGGGUUCAUGUUGAUGGAAUGGAUGUGUUGAAGGUGAGGGAGGUAGCAAUGGAGGCUGUUGGCAGAGCUAGGAGAGGGGAAGGUCCCACUUUGGUUGAAUGUGAGACCUACCGGUUCAGAGGACACUCUUUGGCUGAUCCAGAUGAGCUUCGUGACCCUGCUGAAAAGAAUCACUAUGCCACAAGAGAUCCUAUCACUGCUUUGAAGAAGUAUAUGUUUGAGAACAAUCUGGUCAAUGAAGCAGAGUUAAAGGCCAUCGAUAAGAAGAUUGAUGAAUUGGUUGAAGAGUCUGUUGAGUUUGCAGAAGCAAGCCCUGUUCCAGCUCGUAACCAGCUGCUAGAGAAUGUAUUUGCUGAUCCUAGGGGCUUCGGAAUUGGGCCUGAUGGAAGGUACAGAUGUGAGGAUCCUAAGUUCACUGAAGGCACAGCUCAGGUCUAGUUCUCAAGGUUGUGCUGUGUGGACCUGCACAAGAUGGCCUUCAGUAGUUGAUGAUAAGCAGGGUUUCUUUAGUAAUUAUUGAUAUUGAUAUUGAUAGCACUCCUACACAUGUAUUAAUAUCUUUCCCCAUGAGAAAGAUCUGAGGUUUAGUUACUUUAUAGUUUCAGUUUUGUUCAGGGUUGUGUUCUCUUUAUCUUGGACAUUGUUUGUUAGUUGUUACUAUUCAUGAAUGACAAAACCUGAAGGGCCUUGCAUUCCUCUUUUUGCACAUUCAAUGGUUGUAAGUGGCUAGUCUCUUGGCAAGUCUUGUAUCAUUUGUUAAA
Molecule: messenger RNA, 1827 nt
Organism: Solanum tuberosum (potato)
Lineage: Eukaryota; Viridiplantae; Streptophyta; Magnoliopsida; Solanales; Solanaceae
Product: pyruvate dehydrogenase E1 component subunit alpha-3, chloroplastic-like
Exons: 3
Coding region: 191-1504 (437 amino acids)
Biological process (GO): pyruvate decarboxylation to acetyl-CoA
Cellular component (GO): intracellular membrane-bounded organelle
Molecular function (GO): pyruvate dehydrogenase (acetyl-transferring) activity
Source: RefSeq, a predicted model, not a curated record